This is a messenger RNA of Parnassius apollo (apollo), 1104 nucleotides long. The record is from the annotation of a GenBank genome assembly. Lineage: Eukaryota; Metazoa; Arthropoda; Insecta; Lepidoptera; Papilionidae.
AUGCCACUGCUCCCCACACCACUGCUCCCAACGUCACUGCUCCCAACGCCCCUGCUCCCUACGCCACUGCUCCCUACGCCACUGCUCCCCACGCCACUGCCCCUACGCCACUGCCCUCAACUUCACUGCUCCCAAUGCCACUGCUCCCCACGCCACUGCUCCCAACGACAAUGCUCCCAAUGCCCCUGGUCCCUACGUCACUGCUCCCCACGCCACUGCUCCCCACUCCACGCUCCCCACGCUGCUGCUCCCCACAUACUGUCCUCAACUCCACUGCUCCCAACGCCGCUGCUCCCCACGCACUGCUCCCAACGCCACUGCUCCCCACGCCGCUGCUCCCCACACCACUGCUCCCUACGCCACUGCUCUCAACUGCACUGCCCCCAACGCCACCGCUCCCUACGCCAGUGCUCCUCACGCCACUGCUCCCCACGCCGCUGCUUCACACGCCAUGCUCCCCACGCGUGCUCCCCACGCCACUGCCCCUACGCCACUGCCCUCAACUUCACUGCUCCCAAUGCCACAGCUCCCCACACCACUGCUCCCAACGUCACUGCUCCCAACGCCCCUGCUCCCUACGCCACUGCUCCCAAUGCCGCUGUCCCCCACGCCACUGCUCCCAACGCCACUGCUCCUCACGCCAUUGCUCCCCACGUCGCUGCUCCCCACGUCGCUGCUCCCCACUCCGCUGCUCCCCACGCCGCUGCUCCCCACUCCGCUGCUCCCCACUCCGCUGCUCCCCAAGCCGCUGCUUCCCACGCCACUGCUCCCUACGCCACUGCUCUCAACUUCACUGCUCCCAAUGCCACUGGUCCCCACGGUAUGCUCCCAACGCCACUGAUCCCCACGUUGCUGCUCCCCACGCCGCUGCUCUCCACGCCACUGCUCCCCACGCCGCUGUUCCCCACACCACUGCUCCCAACGUCGCUGCUCUCAACUCCACUGCUCCCAACGCCACUGCUCUCUACGCCACUCCCUCACCUGGUCCCCACCGCUGCUCCCACGCCGCUGCUCCCCACGCCGCUGCUCCCCACACCACUGCUCUCUAAGCCACUGCUCUCAACUCAAAUUCUCCCAACGCCAAAGCUCCCUACGCCACUGUAG